AUGGGAUGCGCCGGGAGCAAUCCUUUGCCAGCGGGCGACGCGAUGGUGGCGUCGGCCACAACCGAAAGUCGCACGGUCGCGGUCGACCCGCCGCCGAUGUCCGACACCGAAAAAGCAUGUUCGAUUGUCAAGAAGGUGGUCGGCAGCGUCAACGUCGACGACGUGGUCAAAAAGAUCCAAGACGUCGGUGGAAGCAUGGAAAAUUUGAUGGACGAGACUCAAGAAAAAUUCAGUUCAAUAUUUGGAAAAGCAGAAAAACAAGUCGAUGAUGUAGAAAACUCAGUAAAAGACAAAGUAAACGAUUUUACUUCAACUACGCCAGAAAAACCUAAAAUACAAGAAGUUAUUCUUCUUACAGUUGAAGAAACUAGAGUAAUACCAAUAGACAUACUCAAGUCUGAAAUUCUAACAAAUGGAAAUGAUGCCGUGGUUGGAGAGGUAAAUAACAAUGCAAAAGAAGAACAGACAGAAAUAAAAGCAGAAGAAUCUCCUGUCGAUGUAAAUGAAAAACAAAAUGAGGAAGAAGAUAAAGUUGAAGAAGAAAAAGUUGAAGAAGAACUAGUUGAAGAAGAAAAAGUUAAAGAAGAAAAAGUCGAAGAAGAAAAAGUCGAAGAAGAAAAUGUCGAAGAGGAAAAAAUUGAAGAAACAAAAUCUGAGGAAGAAGUGAAGGAAGAAGAAGAAGAAGAAAAAACUGCUGAAAAAGAGAAAGCUGAAGAAAAUGAAGUAGAAGAGUAA
Macrosiphum euphorbiae (potato aphid) is the source of this 735-nucleotide messenger RNA. Lineage: Eukaryota; Metazoa; Arthropoda; Insecta; Hemiptera; Aphididae. The record is from the annotation of a GenBank genome assembly.